UGGGCACGCAGCGCCUCAUGAAUAUGCAAUGAGGCCGGGGCCGCGGCCCGUGUCCUGCGGGCCGGGCGGGCUGUUGGCGGCGGGGCGCGGGCCGCAAGAUGGCGACCGCCAUGUACCUGGAGCACUACCUGGACAGCAUCGAGAACCUGCCGUGCGAGCUGCAGCGCAACUUCCAGCUGAUGAGGGAGCUGGACCAGAGGACGGAAGAUAAAAAAGCCGAAAUCGACCGCCUGGCAGCGGAAUACAUCGAGUCUGUGAAGAACAUGUCAGCCGAGCAGCGAGUGGAGCACCUGAGGAGGAUCCAGAGCGCGUACAGCAAGUGCAAGGAGUACAGCGACGACAAGGUGCAGCUGGCCAUGCAGACCUACGAGAUGGUGGAUAAGCACAUCCGCCGGCUGGAUGCGGACUUGGCGCGGUUUGAAGCGGAUCUGAAGGAUAAACUGGAGGGCAGUGACUUUGAAAGCUCUGGAUCACGAAACCUGAAAAAGGGAAAAAGUCAGAAAGACAAAAGAAGCUCUCGUGGUCGAGGCAAGCGAACAUCUGAAGAGGACACACCAAAGAAAAAGAAGCUGAAAGGAGGCUCCGAGUUUGCUGACACCAUCCUGUCAGUGCAUCCCUCAGAUGUCCUGGACAUGCCUGUGGACCCCAACGAACCCACCUACUGCUUGUGUCACCAGGUGUCCUACGGGGAGAUGAUUGGCUGUGACAACCCAGACUGCCCGAUUGAGUGGUUCCACUUUGCUUGUGUGGACCUCACCACCAAACCAAAAGGGAAAUGGUUUUGUCCACGUUGUGUUCAGGAAAAAAAGAAAAGCAAGAAGUAAAGGGGAAUAACCUCCUCUGAGGCGAGAAGAGUUUUAAUAUAUUCCUUCCUUCAUGUUGCAAUAUCAUCUUUGAUUUUGAUUGUGAUUUUAAAAGCUGCCCUCCUCCCAUUUCUGAUACGCUAUUUAAUUACCCAGCGGCCAGUUGUAAUUCCUGUUCUUUUGUAAGAAAGUGACUUUGGGAAGGGAGGAAUUUGCCACAGGGAUUUUAUUUAUGUUACUCUGGCACUGCACUGACAUCAGUGUUACUCCGAAGUGCUAGAACAGCCCAUAGUCUGCUUGUGUUUUAGGAGUCUGUUAAACCCUGAGAGGCACUGCAGGACAUUGAGAUACCCAGCCUUCGGUGUGAUGCUGCCUUCGGUGUGAUGCUACCAUCGCUGAAGUCAUUCAGACCUGGAGCUUAGCAUGGCAGGAAAAGCAAUUCUCUCUCGUGCAGCCUACAGGAAAGGAUUAUCUCCAUUGCUCUGGUGUGAUGCCCCUUUGUUGUGCAGUUUUGUAGUACAGAGAGGAUCGAAAAAGCUGAUUAGCUGCUCCCAGUGGCUGUUUCCUCAGAGCCAAAUGCUGUGCUUAGUAUUGGCAGGAUGAGUACGGGAGAGAGAGAGAGAGAAGACCAUCCUUAGUAUCUUCUCCUUUGGGGGAAUUUAUUCUGUCUAACUUUACACUGCCAUUCUUUUACUUGGUUUUGCUCAUAUCCACAGCCUCAACAGAAGCAAGCUGUGGCUUUUAACCUCCUCGUGUCUUCUGGAACAAAACCUUUAAAUAUCAAAGGGGUUUUCCUGCAGUGCUGACAGUAGUACUGAGAGAGCAAGUUACCUUUCCUGUCAGUUUUUGUUGCUUUAAAAAUGAACUUUAAGUGUGUUACUGUGAAGUUGAUACCCAGAGUAUUGUGGCAGGGGGUCCGAUUUAUCCAUGCAGUAAGAUGAAGGCUUGAUGUUCUUAUAUCUCAAGCUUUAAGGGGAGAUUCUGUUAGAGCAGUGUGUACAUGCCAGUGAUGAUGCAGCAAAGCUGAAGGGCGGCUGUGUGGUAGCGUGGUGGCAGUUUGGUUCUUGGGUAGCUUUUGCUAUGAAAAAGUGCCAUUAGAGAAGGCAACGCAGCAGGAAUGUCUUUAAGUCACUGCUUGUCUUUUUUGAGGGGCAACAUUGCCUGUUCUUGACUUCUUGAAGCUGCCUUUCAGGUCUCGAAUGUGAAUGUUUGCUGUCAUCACAGCGGUUGCUGCAGCAAAAGGAUAAGUAGGAAAUCAUGAAUAGGAAAACAAAACUCUGUUCUAUUAGGGUUGUUUUUUUUCUCCUUCCAGAGUUAAUAGUGGAUGCAGAAGUCGGGGGAAGAACAGAUAACUGUUGUCUUUAGGCAUCCCCUGUAUUAUGAGGCUUAACUGCCUACAACAGAGACAUUGUGGGUAAAGGCAGAAACCCAUUCAGCAGAAUGGAGCAGGGUCUGUGAGCUUGUGAUGGCUGUUAAUGGCAUCUGCACAUUGCUCUGCAUGCCAGCUCUUGAUACAGGCCGUUGGAAGGGCUUCCAGAUAAGCACUUUCUUCUGCUUUAAAAACAACCUGACUAAACAGUACAGAAGGGAAGAAAAAGAAACCCAAAACAAAUCAAAUCUGACUUCAGCACCAGCUCCCAAAAGAAAAACGUUUUUCCUUGCCUUGCCCUGGCCACAUCGUUUGUGUUUGGCCAGGAAGGAAAGUAGAACUCAGCUCAUGGCAGUUCUGCCUUCCUGCUUUGCUCUGUUGUAGCUGCUGCAGGUACAUUCAGAUUGUCGCAAAGAAACCUUUUGGUACUGAUUUCUGUGAACCCUCGGAUGUAUUUGCUGCACAGAAAACCUGCCUGCAGGGUCCUUUUGUUGGAAGGGUGACAUCCAUCUUUGCUGCAUCGCAUCACUCCGCGUUGUAUAUGAAGUUUCUGUAGUUAAUGUUUACAGGACGAUGCAUGUUUGUCGUCGCUGCCCUGAAACUACACAGACAAGUUUGAAACAGCUGGUGGGAAGGGAGAGGGAAAGCACAACCUCCCAGAGCUGGGCUUAGAAAUACAGCCAGCCUUCUCCUUCUUCCUGCCUCUGUUUUGAGAGUAAAUGUAGUUGCGAUACCUCAUGAGCCAGCCUGUAAUUCAGUACCAGCAGUAAGCCUGUACCUCACUGACCUGCUACACUGGAUUCCUUCUAAGGGUGACUGUCCUGAAGGCUGCGAUGCUGUCCCAAGUUCUGUUUUCUCCUUCCGUCCAGUGCUAUUGUAAAGGUUUCCCCCUUGUCUCCCAAGGCUUUAGCAGUGCACGGUAUCACCGUAAAUCAAGCAUUGGAUUUGAAAAGGAAUCCAAACUUAGAUUGUGCCUCUUGGGAGACCUUGCUGGGAAUGUGCAGGUAUGGAGAUGCACGGUCAGUGCCACACUGACUGCCUUAUGCUUAGGAAAGAUGGUCAGGUGGGACAGCAAGAUGUACUUUGUAUGUGUUUUCUUGGGCUCAGAUGCUUUCUAUUUUAACCAGCAAAGCAAAAAAGAACCAACCAACCCAACACUGUAGAAGUUGGUAUCAAUCCUCCAAAGGGAAAGAAGCUCCAGCAGGCGCCAGGAUCAGCGCGUGGUGCAGAGCCUGGUUGUUCAUACAGCGUAACACCGCCAGUGUGUCCUCAGAACCCACACCAGCAAUAAACCCAGCCUGCAUCCACGCUGGGGGACACACAGCCUUCACUUCUGGUGGCGAGAAAAAGAGUCAUCAAAUCUUUCUCCUGCAUAUUGAAUGUAAAGUGUUAAACAGGCCCCGAUGGAGAAGGAUGGACGGACUGGUGACCACUGUCAGUGCACCACAGUGCUGGGUGGUGUCCGGCUUUACUCCAGCUCAGCCAAACGGGAGGUGAAACGGCGUCAACCCUUGUUUUAUAAAGGAAUUUGGUCUACGUUCCCUUUGGAAAUGGAAGAGGAUAGAAAUCUUUUUAUCAAACAAACAAAACAAACAAAAAAAAAGAAUGUAAAGUUAAAGAUAAUAAUAAUAAUAAAUGUAUAUCUGUAUUUUUUUGGAUCACGUUAUAGAUGAUGGAUAUAUUGAUAUAAAUAAAGUAUUUUUGGGAAUCGA
Coturnix japonica (Japanese quail) is the source of this 3884-nucleotide messenger RNA. It is a transcript of the gene ING5, whose product is annotated as inhibitor of growth family member 5. Gene Ontology annotation, cellular component: nucleus. Gene Ontology annotation, molecular function: chromatin binding. The record is from RefSeq and is a predicted model, not a curated record. Lineage: Eukaryota; Metazoa; Chordata; Aves; Galliformes; Phasianidae. Gene Ontology annotation, biological process: regulation of DNA-templated transcription; positive regulation of apoptotic signaling pathway.